CAGCAGAUUACCGAUCAACAGAAUGAGCUGAAGAUGUCGGCUCGGUCAUGUGAUCAGUUGUGUCCAAUAAGGGACAUGUACACUGAUCAUCAGGGCACUGAUGAUAAGUGUGCCCUGAUGAUCAGUGUAGUCCCAGCAGUGCCAGCUGUCAGUGCCCAUCAAUGCCAGCUGUCAGUGCUCAUCAAUGCCACCUGCCAGUGCCUACCAGUGCACAUCAAUGCCACAUAUCAGUGCCCAUAUGAGCUGCCUUUCAGUGCCACAUAUCAAUGCCAGUCAGUGCCACCUAUCAGUGCUAGUCAGUGCCACCUAUAUAUCAGUGUCCAUCUGAGCUGCCUUUCAGUGUCACCGAUCAGUGCCAGUCAGUGCCGCCCAUCAGUG
Staurois parvus is the source of this 378-nucleotide messenger RNA. NCBI's taxonomy places the organism in Eukaryota, Metazoa, Chordata, Amphibia, Anura, Ranidae. The record is from the annotation of a GenBank genome assembly.